AUGACAGAUCUAACAAAUUUAUUAAAAUCACUAAUCCGCAAUUUUCCAUUAACUUACAUAUUUUACCGUAUCUAUACUAUAUUUUCAAGUAUGCGUGGCGUUAAAGCACAACUUGAUGCAAUACGUAGAGCAAAUGAAUCUAUGGAUUGGGAGACUUACAAUGACUUGACAAAGCGACAUGAAUUUAGAAAACAAAUGAUUCUUAAUGAUAAAGUUUUGACAGAAGAGAAUAAAACCGUUGUAAUGAAAACGUUCAAUAGACUUUAUGACCACGAUAAAGUUCUUCAUAAUGAAGGAAUAAAGAGAUCUUGUGAAAAUUGUCAAGAAGAUUGUUUAGCUAUAUAUUAUUGUGAGCAUUGUAUACGAAAUUAUUUAAAAGCUAAUUUUUCUAACUGGACAUCCGAAAAUGAUGAAAUCGAUAAAUUAAUACAAAAAUAUCAAAUGGAAUCGCUCGCUCCUAAUAGAAUAGUUGAGUGGAUUCCAUACAAUAAUUUACAAAAUAUAAGAUAUCUAAAUGAAGGAGAAUUCUCUGAAAUUUAUUUGGCAACUUGGAUUAACGGAUUUUAUAAUGAAUGGGACGUUAAGAAACAACAAAUAAUUAGAAGUGGAACAUGUCCAGUGAUACUUAAGAAAUUAGAUAAUAUUGAAAAUAUAAAUGGAAAUUGGCCUGAAGAGAUCUUAACACAUUUAAAUUUAAGUAACAAAUGUAUGGAAAUUACUAGGUGUUAUGGUUUAACCCAGGAUCAAACUAAUAAAAUUAUUUUUCUUGUAAUUUCAAAAAUGGACGAGAAUUUAAAAAAUUAUGUAUCCAAAAAUCAUAAUAUACUUACAUGGAAUAAAAAAAUUUCUAUUAUGUGCGAUAUAGUUAUUUCAAUUUCUAGAAUUCAUGUUGCCAAUAUCGUACAUAAAAAUUUGCAUUCAAGGAAUAUAUUAUUAUCAUCGGGUCAAUGGUAUAUUUGUGAUUUCGAAUUUAGCAGACCGGCUAACAAACCAUUAUAUGGAAAUUUACCAUACGUAGCUCCUGAAGUUAUUAAUGGAAAAGAAUUUACUUUUGCAUCUGAUAUUUAUAGUAUUGGUAUGCUUAUGUGGGAAAUUUCAUCAGCUCAAUUACCAUUUAAUGAUUAUGAAUAUGAUUAUGAUCUUGCAAUAAAAAUAGUUAAUGGAAUGAGACCAAAUAUUAUACCAGGAACUCCUUUAGAAUACAGCAAAUUAAUAGAACAAUGUUGGGAUGCUGAUCCAUUAAAAAGACCGAAUAUAAAUACUCUUGGAAAAGAACUAAUGAAAAUCAGGAAAUCAUAUUAUCAAGAAGAGCCAAAUCAAUCAGAUAAUAAUUCUAUUAAUUCAGACAAUUUAGACAAUUUAAAUUCAAAAAAUCAUGAUGCAAGCACAAGUAAAGUUCAUUAUUUUGAAGGGACACCAGAACCUAAAAAUGUAACAGAAGAGAAACAAGAAGAUAUUAAUAAUAUAAGUUCAAACAGCAGUAGUGAGUAA
Rhizophagus irregularis DAOM 181602=DAOM 197198 is the source of this 1491-nucleotide messenger RNA. The record is from RefSeq and is a predicted model, not a curated record. Lineage: Eukaryota; Fungi; Glomeromycota; Glomeromycetes; Glomerales; Glomeraceae.